AUGGUCCAGAGCUGGAGGGACGCUCUUAGAAAAGUAGCUGGUAUAGCCGGGUGGUCUGCAAGACACUAUUCUGAAGCAGAAUGGGCAAUGGUGGUUGUUAACCAGAUACGCGAUAAGUUGAACCCUACAUGCCCAGGUACCAGUAAGCAGCUGGUUCCAUUGAAUUUUAAUUCCUUCUUCAUGUACCAAGAAUGGGAUGAUAUUCAGAUUGUAUGGAUAUGUGGGAUGGCUGGAAUGGGCAACGCAACAUUUGCUAGAGCUGUUUACGAUGCAGUUGUUUCUGAGAAAUGUGGUCUGGGUCCUGUACAAGAAGUUUCAGUGGAAUGGAGCACAAGGAUAUUGGAUCCUUCAAGUGAAAUCAAUGAAAUAAAGAGAAAGCUGCAACAUAAGAAAGUACUUUUAAUCGUUGAUGAAGUGAAUAAACAAGAGCAUUUAGUAGAUUUGGCUAGAAAAGCUGAUUUGUUUGGUCCAGGAAGUAUAAUCAUUGCUUCAGCUACAGAUCCAGACAAAAGUGCUCAGCAGAUUAAUGUAAUCAAUAUAAGUUUUGACGGACAGAUGGGUAGGGAGAGGAAAAUAUGUUUAGAUGUGUGCUGUUCUUAG
This is a messenger RNA of Dovyalis caffra, 600 nucleotides long. The record is from the annotation of a GenBank genome assembly. NCBI's taxonomy places the organism in Eukaryota, Viridiplantae, Streptophyta, Magnoliopsida, Malpighiales, Salicaceae.